Messenger RNA from Rhea pennata, 1368 nucleotides. It is a transcript of the gene HYAL1, whose product is annotated as hyaluronidase 1. The coding region runs from base 1 to 1308 and encodes 435 amino acids. The transcript is spliced from 3 exons. The record is from RefSeq and is a predicted model, not a curated record. Gene Ontology annotation, molecular function: hyalurononglucosaminidase activity. Gene Ontology annotation, biological process: hyaluronan catabolic process; carbohydrate metabolic process. Gene Ontology annotation, cellular component: cytoplasmic vesicle. NCBI's taxonomy places the organism in Eukaryota, Metazoa, Chordata, Aves, Rheiformes, Rheidae.
AUGGCAGCUGCGUGGUACAGCUGGGCCUUGCUGCUGAUCCUGCCCGCCGUGGCCUGGGCUGGGGGAGCCGGCCCCGUCCUCGUCAACCGGCCCUUCGUCACCAUCUGGAACGCCCCCACCAAGGACUGCGCCGAGAAGUACAACGUCACCCUCAACCUGGGGGUCUUCGACAUUGUGGCCAACGCUGACCAGGUCUUCACUGGGGACGACGUGACACUCUUCUACAGUCAGGCCCUGGGGCUCUAUCCCUACUACACGGCUGCAGGGACGCCCGUGGACGGCGGGCUGCCCCAGAAUGCCAGCCUCCAGACCCACCUCCAUCAGGCCUCCAGCAACAUCGAGGCUGCCCUGCCCAACGUCUCCUACAAUGGCCUGGCUGUCAUCGACUGGGAGAAGUGGCGCCCGCUGUGGGCCCGUGACUGGGGUGCCAUGAACAUCUAUCGGGAGAAGUCAGAGGCCAUGGUGCAGAAGGAGCACCCAUUCUGGCCCUCUUCUGUGGUCAAGGAGGUGGCAAAGCUGGAGUAUGAGCAAAGUGCCCGGGCCUUCAUGGAGCAGACACUGAAGUUGGGUGAAGUCCUUCGGCCCAAUGCCUAUUGGGGCUUUUAUGGCUUCCCUGACUGCUAUAACAACAACUUUGACAGCUGGGGCUACACGGGGAAGUGCCCCCUGGUCGAGCAGAUUAGGAACGAGGAGCUGUUCUGGCUGUGGAAGAACAGCCGUGCUCUCUACCCCAGCAUCUACCUGCCCCAGCAACUCAAUGGCACGAACAAGGUGCUGAGCUAUGUCCGGAACCGGGUGGCCGAGGCCUUCACCGUCCAGCGUGGUGUCGUUGAUGGCAGCAUCCCUGUCCUGCCUUAUGCUCAAAUCACCUUUGAAAACACCGUCAACUUCCUUUCCGAGGAGGACCUGGUGAACACCAUCGGAGAGAGCGCAGCCCAGGGCUCUGCCGGCAUUGUGCUGUGGGGAAGCCUCAACUACAGCAGCUCCAAGGAAAUGUGCCUGAAUCUGAAGAACUACCUGGAUGGGGACCUGGGUCACUACGUCGUGAACGUGACAGCCAGCGCCGAGCUGUGCAGCCAGAGCCUGUGCUCCGGCCAGGGCCGCUGCGUGCGCAAGAAGGACCAGCACGGCUUCUUGCACCUCGACCCCUUCCACUUCUCCAUCGAGACGCACCCCAGCAAGCCCCACUUUGUGGUGCGCAGCCUGACGUCCGACAGCGACAGCUCCCAGCUAGCCGAGAAGUUCAGCUGCCAGUGCUACGACAGCUGGCAGGGAGAGAGCUGCGACACCAAAGGCUCCUCCAAGUGAGGCCACCUCCGUGCUCCCCUGCAGCCCCCCUGCCCGCUCCCCAGACCCACGCUGCUGCUA